This is a messenger RNA of Sturnus vulgaris (Common starling), 4744 nucleotides long. NCBI's taxonomy places the organism in Eukaryota, Metazoa, Chordata, Aves, Passeriformes, Sturnidae. The record is from RefSeq and is a predicted model, not a curated record.
AUGUGUGCCGAGAGUUGCUUUUUAUGUUAAAGUGUCUGGCGGUGUCUGGACACCCCUGUUGUGGCGUAAAUUGCUUGGAUCAGCAUGUCGAAAAGUCUCCGAACAGAGUGGCUUUGAUUUGGGAGAGAGAUGAACCUGGCACUGCAGUGCAUGUCACAUACAGGGAACUUCUGGAUCUGACUUGCCGCCUUGCCAACACUCUGAAGAAAUACGGAAUCCAGAAAGGGGACAGGGUGGCCAUCUAUAUGUCUGUGUCUCCCUUGUCAGUGGCAGCCAUGCUGGCUUGUGCCAGGAUUGGUGCUGUUCACACUGUGGUCUUCGCUGGAUUCAGCGCCGAGUCCUUGGCUGGGAGAAUCAUGGACUCUGGAUGCAAAGCAGUUAUCACAUACAACCAGGGAGUCAGGGGAGGCCGAACCACAGAGCUGAAGGCAACUGUGGAUGAAGCUGUGAAGAACUGUCCAAGCAUCAGACAUGUGUUUGUGGCUCAGAGGACAGAUAACAAAGUCCAGAUGGGUGACCAUGAUAUUCCCCUUGAAGAGGAGAUGACCAAGGCAGAUUCCAUCUGCACUCCAGAGAGCAUGGACAGUGAAGACGUGCUCUUCAUGCUGUACACCUCAGGCAGCACUGGGAAACCCAAAGGAAUCAUUCACACCCAGGCUGGAUACCUGCUGUAUGCUGCUCUCACACACAAGUAUGUGUUUGACUACCAGCAAGGCGACGUUUUUGGCUGUGUGGCCGACAUUGGCUGGAUCACAGGACAUAGCUAUGUUGUUUAUGGACCACUCUGCAAUGGAGCCACCUCUGUCCUGUUUGAAAGCACUCCAGUGUAUCCUGACCCAGGUCGUUACUGGGAAGUGGUGCAAAGGUUGAAAAUUAAUCAGUUUUAUGGAGCACCUACAGCAAUACGCGUGCUGCUGAAUUAUGGAGAAGAGUGGGUGAAGAAAUACGACAGAUCUUCCUUGAAGGUUUUGGGUUCAGUGGGAGAGCCCAUCAACAAGGAAGCUUGGCAGUGGUUCUACCAGGUGGUGGGAGAAGGGCGCUGUGCCCUCGUGGACACAUGGUGGCAGACAGAAACUGGUGGCAUCUGCAUUGCCCCACGGCCCUCAGAGGAGAAAGCUGAGAUCAUUCCAGCUAUGGCUAUGAGACCUUUCUUUGGGAUUGUGCCUGUGCUCAUGGAUGAGAAUGGAGAGGUUAUAGAGGGCAAUGAUGUGUCUGGUGCACUCUGCAUUGCCCAGCCGUGGCCUGGCAUGGCAAGAACAAUCCAUGGAGAUCACCAGCGCUUUAUUGAUGCCUAUUUCAAAGCCUACCCAGGUUACUACUUCACAGGGGAUGGUGCUUACAGGAGCCAGAAAGGCUAUUACCAGAUAACAGGGCGCAUGGACGAUAUCAUUAACAUAAGUGGACACAGGCUGGGGACGGCAGAAAUAGAAGAUGCAAUGGCUGAUCACCCUGAUGUCCCUGAAACAGCUGUGGUUGGGUAUCCACAUAAGAUCAAAGGAGAAGGUGCCUUUGCUUUCAUAGUGCUAAAGGAGCAGACACCUUGUGUAGACCAUAUCAAAGAAGAGCUCAAAACCAUAGUGGCUUCCAAGAUAGCAAAGUAUGCUGUGCCUGACCACAUUCUGGUGGUAAAGCGCCUCCCCAAAACCCGAUCAGGGAAGAUCAUGAGAAGGCUACUGAGGAAAGUAGUCACUGAACAAUCAAGCAACAUGGGAGAUGUCACCACACUUGAUGAUCCAAGUGUUGUCAAGGAGAUAAUGGAUGCUUACCAGAAAUACAAGGAGAAGAGUUCCUCAUAACAGGCAACUCUGGAAUUUCUCUCCUUUGGGAACGUGGAAGGUCUCAACUAGGCAAACAGCAUAGUUCUCUCUUGGUGUUUUUUUUUUUUUAAUUGUUUCCUUCUAGGGGAACAAGAUUUUCCACUCCACAACAUUUUUUGAGAUGGCAUGGGGCUAGGAGCAGUCUGCAGUUUUCCACUGUCAGUGAACUCCUUUUCCUUGUGCUCAGGGCUGUUGUAGAGCAGCUGUUGGUGGUUUCCAUGAGCUAUGCUGAAAUUUAACAUGAGCAGAAGCAAGAUGCAGAUGUUAAUAUUCCUCUUUUUAAUGUUACUGUACAGGGAAAUGUUUUUUUUACAGUAUUUUUGCUGUUUUAAAAGAAGCCCUGGAAAACACCUCUUCAAUUUUUUCUUCAACUUGGAUAUCUGAGUCCAAGCACCUGUAUUUCACUGCAACUGUGGUGCGUUUUCAGCAGUUCUGGAUAUUUUAGUAGGUGUUUCAUAUGCAUUACUAGGGACAUGAGAAGGACAUGGGUAGUCUGAUAAUUCUUCUUGACUUCACCCAUUAUUCUCUUAUUUCCUUUGGCUUUCCUCAUGUGGAUUUGUUCCUACCACCAUGUGUCCUGAGACUUCCCAGAGAUAGUGAGCUUGUAACCCUUCAUGUCUCACCUAGGUAACCCAGCACCAGCACUUACAGCUGCAAAAAAGAGCCACAAAACCCACAACUGGACAUCCUGCAUGUCCUCAGUGCAUUGCUGCCAAGCUGAUUUACCAAAGAAUUAAGUGCCAUGUGGGUAUCCACAGACUGCACAGUCCACUAAAAAAAGUGCCUCUUAGAUGUCUUGUGGAAAGUGACAGCAGCAUUCAAGACUAGCAACCUCGGAAUAGCAGGGAAGAACAGCCUUUGUCUUUCCUAUGCUUUCAGAAUUGCAAUUAAUGUAGUCAGUUUUUUAUUUCUGGAUUCAUUUUAUAAUGACCACAUUCCAGUUGAAGCACUCCUUAUAUUUGGGCUGUACAGAAGAAUUUGUAGGGCUUCCUGAAUUUAAUUGGAGCAACACUGCUUUUUCCAGGGGGACUAUGUACUGGAAAGACAAUUUGUGCACCUAACUGGAGGAAGGAAAGGCAGGAGGGAAAUGCGUACUUGAUCUGUAGGAUUGGGAGAGGCAUGGGGAGUUUUCUGGCCAGCAAAGAUUCUGGUACCACAAUGGGAAGCAGGCUGCUUGAAGUAUAUAUGUUCUCAAAAACAGGUGUAUUAUCUUAGAUCCUGGAGUUCCUCUAAGGAUACCAGCUAAAUUUUCUUUUUAAAAAAGUUAUUUCAAGUGUCUCUAGGGACUGAAUAGUACAGUAAGGAAUACCAUGCUUUUUAAAAUAUCCCAUCCUUCAAGCAUUUUUAUGUAAGAUAAAUAGACACCCUGUGAACUUUCUGGGAAGCUGAAGAUCAGAAGAUUUGAAGGUUUGAUAGAGUUGACAGGGUAUUAAUAUUUUAGGAGAUAGACACUGCUUUAUUGCCACUGUAAUAGAAAACAACCCAACCUGCUUCUUUAAGUAGUUUUCAAGUGGGAAGCAAACAAGAAUUAACAUUUUUGACAGAAAAAGUACACUCACUUGUUUCAACAAGUCAUCUCCAUGCAGUCUGAAACAACAGUGUGGAGGAAGAAAAAUUACAUUUGAACAAGAUUACACACUUUCCUUUUAAUCAAGAAAGCAUUUCUUAUAUUGUGGACAUAGAAUUUCCUUAUCUUUUUGACCUGAAAUUUCCCUGUGUGUUGUCCCAGUGGUCACAGACUCAUGGUUUAAUUCAUCUGAACUGUCUCACAAACACUGUCUGUGUGAGGAGCAGUGUGUUUUGGUGCAUCCCUGUGCUCAGGGAAAAUGAGAGGUGAGUGUACUUCCUCACCUGCAUCCCUGUUGUCUCAACUUGCACGGGCUUAGGGACCAUGGUUGCCAGGGAGGUUCCAGGCUGACCAGGAAGCUGCAGGAGCUCAGGAGCUCAAAAAAAUCACAGCUGGGCCAGCUGUGGUGCAGACAGAAAGUUGUGGAUGCCAUCCCUGAAAAUGUUGAACGCCAGGUUGGAUGGGGCUCUGAGCAACCUGGUCUAGUAGAAGGUGUCCCUGCCCAUGGAAUGGUAGUUUAACUAGAUGAUCCUUGAGGUCUUUCCUGUACAAAUCUCAUUUCCACAGCUGAGCUGUGGUGCUUGGGAUGUCCAUCUGCUCAGAGGCCCCCUUGGGGUAUUCCAAGAGAGUACAGAGUGCUCCUAUGCUGCCCACAUGGUGUUCUGCAGUGGAUGCAGCUUGUGCUGGGCAGCCUCAGUCUCUCAAUAAAACUCAGUCUCCCAGCAUUGGCUCUUGGAGCAGACAGCCUGUGCCCAGCCCAUUCAAUGGCACCCUGAGUCUGGUAAAAACAGAGCUAGGCAGGGCUUGGAAAGAGCGCUUCUAAUGAAAAGAAGGAUAUUGUGCUUUAUUGAGUAGGCUACACAGAGAAAGCUUUAAAUUGAAAUUGAAAUGUUACAUACUCCUUCCAGAAUUUAAAGUUUCCGUCCAGAGAAGUCCCCAUUUCUUCUUUCUACGCACUAUCUCUGCUAACAGCUGCAGUUGCCUCUUCACUGCAAGCUUGAGUUGAGCUUUGCAUUUUCAUCAACAACAGCACUGGUGUGUGGUGACAGUGCUUUCUAUUUAAUAUGCAGCAGGCUUGUGGCUCAGGGAGGGAUUCAGCCCACAGAAUUGGCACUGUUUUCCUCAGUGCCUGAAAUGCCAGAAAGGAGGGAGUUUCUGAAGUACCCCAAGCCUGCAAGGCUCUUAACCUGAUCUUCAGUGGUCAGAUACCAGUGGGAUUGUGGGACAAACUUGGGAGCAAUUACUUCAUUUAGAAAAGCAGAGCUGUUAAAUACUUCUAAACCUUUGUGUGUUCAUAAGUGAUAUAUGGGUUGUUUGUCAGAUUGCCUUUGUAGCUUCAUUAAAAGAGAUGCAAAGUCAA